CCGCUGAGGGUAUGUGCCCGGGAUGAGCCUGCUGCGAAGGGGACGACAGAUUCCGAUCCGAGCGGGAUGGACGGAUGACAGAUCCCGAUCCGAGCGGGAUGGGAUGGGUGACAUGCUAGGAGUGAGCGAGGUCAGACUAGCCGGGUCUGGGUAUCGGUGUGGGCAGCGUGGUACAGGGGGAGUAAGCGGAGAAUGGUCGGGGUCACAAGCCAGGAUCAGCAGGUAGCGGGCAGCGCGGUACAGAGGGUCAGGCAGGAGGGAUGGUCAGGGACGAGCCGGGGUCAGAGCAGGAGAGGGUCAGCAU
Staurois parvus is the source of this 304-nucleotide messenger RNA. The record is from the annotation of a GenBank genome assembly. Lineage: Eukaryota; Metazoa; Chordata; Amphibia; Anura; Ranidae.